UGAAAUUGCUUCCGGUCAUGCGAUAUCUCUCGGUGGCGUCAUAGCUAAGUGUUUAGCUUCUCUGACAGCUGGAAACUGACCCUUUGAGGGCAAGGGAGAGGUCCUUCAAAGGUUCACCGUGAUGGUAAUCUUUCUUAUCUUCUAUAGCGGAGUCUUACUGACAGUAUGGGGACAACCAACUCUAUAUCCUCUGUCUAUCCAUGCCUGUCCAAAUGAGACGGUGACAUACUAUUGUCAUGGCAGUCAGAUCAGUGUAAUUGCGUGGAAAGUACCACCUUACAUUCCCUUGGCAGACCCAAUUCAGUAUGCUGCAGAAUUGCUCGCUGCUAUACACAUGAAUCGUGAGGAUAAAUUCUUUGCUACCCUCACCAAUGUCACGAGGUUGAAUGGGAGUGUGGCAGACAUGACUACUAGUCUAAUGAUAAUACGUAUGGGAUACAGAACAAGACAAACGUCUCCUGUCAAGUGAUAACAAGAGACUUACAGAAACCUCAGUCAUCAUCAAUAUUGUAUUUAACAGGUUUGCCACUUAAAAUUUUAUUGUGUCACUAAGCAAACUUAUUGAAAUACAGCUAUACCAAGCUUAAAGGCACCCUCUAUUACAUACCAAGAGAAGAAGGCACACAUCACAGCAGUACUAGAGCUCGGAGAUAUGUUUGAUGGAGGAGGAGUUCCAAUUGAUCACUACAUUAUUCAAGUGGACAACGGCACACAGUUGGAAACUCCAGGCCCCACUUACAGUUUUGACAUCAUGUACAAUACUACACUGUCAGUGAACAUCUCAGCCCAUAACUGUGCAGGAUACAGUGAUUUCUUUCGAGUAGAGAUUGAGUAUAAUGAAGAUGAAACAUUCAGUUCCAAAAGCAUUGUACCAUCCACAGAUUCAGUGGUACACCGUUCACCCAGUAUGACACAAAGUCCUACUACCCAGAGUCCUUCUAGUGAUUUCUCAGUUGUUACAAUAGUAGUACCAGCUGUACUUGCUUGUGCACUUACAGUCAUCACAAUACACUCCAUUGUCAUCACCUUACUGAUAAUCUACAGACAUCGUACUAAUAAAAACAGACAGCAGGAGAAGUGUGAUGUGGUGGAGAACUCUGCUUAUGGUGUCCAUGUUCAAGGCUCAGCUGGUGAUAGACUGGAGCCAGACUACAACAUGGAGAACAACCCACUGUAUGAGAUGAGGAUACUGUCAAAUGAGGGACACUCACACAAGACACAAACACCAGCUCCAGUCCCUGUGUAUGAGACUGUUGACAGUGUGGCAUUUUAAACUGUUUUUACUGAUUGUCUGUUCCGUUUUCAAAUACUGUUGCCAAACAGUAUCAUUGUCAAAACCUAUGUCCUGAUGGGCAAAACUGCAAAUAUAUAUUUUUUA
This is a messenger RNA of Geodia barretti, 1378 nucleotides long. The record is from the annotation of a GenBank genome assembly. NCBI's taxonomy places the organism in Eukaryota, Metazoa, Porifera, Demospongiae, Tetractinellida, Geodiidae.